UCUAUCGUCCCUCUUUCCCCUUGGAACUCAUAUUAGGGUUUCUGACUUUCUUAUCAGAGACUCUCUAGGGGAAUUGCUGCAAACCCCCAAAGAUUUGGGAUUUCUUCCAUAACUACGACCACAGUAAUUAGAUGGGUACAGAAAGGAAACGGAAGGUCAGUUUGUUCGAUGUCGUCGAUGAAGCCACAGCUACGGCGAAGGUUAACAAAGCUAACGGCGGAGGUGCCGUUCAUGGUAUCAACACCACCACCACCGGUGGUAUGCCUCUGGUAAACAGGUGGAAUGGACGCCCUUACUCUCAGCGUUAUUACGAUAUCUUGGAGAAGAGGAAGACCUUACCAGUUUGGCAUCAGAAAGAAGAGUUUUUGAAAGCACUCAAGGACAAUCAAACCCUUAUUUUAGUCGGUGAAACUGGUAGUGGUAAAACCACACAGAUUCCUCAAUUUGUCUUGGAAGCUGUUGACGUAGAGAGUGCAGAUAGACGCAAGAAAUUCAUGGUUGGUUGCACCCAACCUCGUAGGGUGGCUGCAAUGUCUGUUUCUCGUCGAGUUGCAGAGGAGAUGGAUGUAACAAUUGGUGAGGAAGUUGGUUACAGCAUUCGUUUUGAAGACUGCAGCAGUGCCAGAACUGUAUUGAAAUACUUGACAGAUGGUAUGCUAUUGAGAGAAGCCAUGACAGAUCCACUUUUGGAGAGGUAUAAAGUGAUAAUUCUUGACGAAGCACAUGAAAGAACGUUGGCUACUGAUGUUUUGUUUGGGCUUCUAAAGGAAGUGCUGAAAAAUAGACCCGAUCUUAAGCUAGUUGUAAUGAGUGCUACUCUUGAAGCUGAAAAGUUUCAGGGUUAUUUCUUUGGUGCACCUUUAAUGAAAGUUCCGGGAAGACUUCAUCCUGUCGAAAUUUUCUAUACCCAAGAACCCGAAAGGGACUACCUUGAAGCAGCAAUCCGAACAGUUGUACAGAUACAUAUGUGUGAACCUCCUGGUGAUAUACUCGUUUUCCUUACUGGUGAAGAGGAAAUAGAAGAUGCAUGCCGCAAGAUAACAAAAGAAGUCGCAAAUAUGGGAGACCAGGUGGGGCCUGUGAAAGUUGUUCCUUUGUAUUCAACACUGCCUCCGGCUAUGCAGCAGAAGAUAUUUGAACCUGCUCCAUCUCCGACAACAGAGGGCGGUCCUGCUGGUCGGAAGAUUGUCAUUUCAACCAACAUUGCUGAAACUUCUUUAACCAUAGAUGGGAUAGUUUAUGUCAUAGACCCUGGUUUUGCAAAGCAGAAAGUCUAUAAUCCACGUGUGCGUGUCGAGUCUUUGUUGGUUUCUCCAAUAUCAAAGGCAAGUGCUCACCAGAGAUCAGGUCGUGCUGGAAGAACACAACCAGGUAAAUGUUUCAGACUGUACACAGAGAGAAGUUUCAACAACGAUCUUCAACCGCAGACCUACCCAGAGAUUCUUAGAUCCAACCUUGCAAAUACUGUUCUCACUUUGAAGAAACUUGGUAUAGAUGAUCUGGUUCAUUUUGAUUUUAUGGACCCUCCUGCUCCGGAGACUUUGAUGCGCGCACUAGAGGUUUUAAAUUACUUGGGAGCAUUAGAUGAUGAAGGGAAUUUGACAAAAUUGGGUGAAAUUAUGAGCGAAUUUCCCCUAGAUCCUCAGAUGGGGAAGAUGCUUGUAGUGAGUUCUGAAUUCAACUGUUCUAACGAAAUUCUUUCCAUCUCAGCUAUGCUAUCAGUACCCAAUUGCUUUGUCCGGCCUAGAGAAGCUCAGAAGGCUGCAGACGAAGCAAAAGCUCGAUUUGGACACAUUGAUGGGGAUCAUCUUACGCUGUUGAAUGUGUAUCACGCUUACAAGCAAAAUAACGAGGAUCAAUCAUGGUGUUACGAGAACUUUGUAAAUCAUAGAGCACUUAAGUCUGCAGAUAACGUGAGGCAACAGCUAGCUCGUAUAAUGGCCAGGUUCAACCUCAAGUUAUGCAGCACAGAUUUUAACAGCCGCGACUACUACAUCAACAUCAGAAAAGCUAUGUUAGCAGGGUACUUCAUGCAGGUUGCCCAUUUGGAGCGCACUGGACAUUAUUUGACCGUGAAAGAUAAUCAAGUUGUCCAUUUGCACCCAUCAAAUUGUUUGGACCACAAGCCAGAAUGGGUUAUUUACAAUGAAUAUGUCCUAACAAGCAGAAAUUUCAUACGCACUGUUACAGAUGUUCGUGGUGAAUGGAUUGUCGAUAUUGCUCCACAUUACUAUGAUCUUGAAAACUUCCCCCAAUGUGAAGCAAAACGUGUUCUGGAGAAGCUGUACAAGAAACGGGAAAAGGACAAGGAGGAGAGCAGAAACCGAAGAUAGAACCCUCACUCACUCGGGUUUCCAUUUUCACAUAUCACUUCUACUUGAGAUUUGAGAGCAUCAAUCAAAACUAUGAAAUACCAAAUUCAGCAAUGGGGGAUGUGGACAGCAACGGCUUGUAUCUCCAAGGUUAUUGAGGGUUGCGCAAUACUACUUAUCAUCAUGUAUCUUAGUUUAGCAACAGUUGUUGGUUCAGUAUGAAUGAAUUGAAUAAUCUUUGAAAAACCAGUUCCAUGUUUUGUCUGUUUGGGUUUCUAACAUUUGCAAAAGAGAGUUGCCAGUAUCAUGCUUCCUUUCUUUUUCUAAUAUAUGAAAAACAAAACAAGAUCACCAUUAUUUUUCU
Molecule: messenger RNA, 2676 nt
Organism: Cynara cardunculus var. scolymus (artichoke)
Lineage: Eukaryota; Viridiplantae; Streptophyta; Magnoliopsida; Asterales; Asteraceae
Product: probable pre-mRNA-splicing factor ATP-dependent RNA helicase DEAH2
Exons: 7
Coding region: 132-2333 (733 amino acids)
Cellular component (GO): intracellular anatomical structure
Molecular function (GO): ATP binding; RNA binding; RNA helicase activity
Source: RefSeq, a predicted model, not a curated record